Recurvomyces mirabilis is the source of this 852-nucleotide messenger RNA. RefSeq lists its product as uncharacterized. The coding region runs from base 1 to 852 and encodes 283 amino acids. Lineage: Eukaryota; Fungi; Ascomycota; Dothideomycetes; Mycosphaerellales; Teratosphaeriaceae. The transcript has 2 exons. The record is from RefSeq and is a predicted model, not a curated record.
AUGGAAACUGCUACUAGCGGGACGUACGUACUCGACGAUGGCCGCAGAAUAGCGUACAAUAUCUGCGGUGCUACAGAGGGACAUACUGUCUUCCAUCUGCACGGCUGGCCUGGAUCUCGGACCGAAUGCUCUCUAUUCGCUCUCGAAGCCGCCGAGCUUGGUGUCAGAAUCGUCGCGAUUGAUCGUCCAGGUAUCGGUCUUAGUGCGCCACAGCCCAGGCGCACGGUGAUUAAUCAUGCGCUCGACAUCAGACAAGUCGCCAAGCAUCUUGGUAUCAAGGAGUAUAGUGUGAUGGGAGUGAGUGGUGGUGGGCAAUACGCACUAGCAUGUGCGUUUUACAUUCCACCUGAAGAGCUCAUAUCAGUUGCUCUAGUGUGCGGACAGGGCCCGAUCGAGAUCAGUCUUCGUGGCAUGAAGUUGGGCAACCAGAUCGUCGUGCGAGGGUUUCAGUACUGCUCCACCUUUCUCCGGCUCUUAAUGUAUGGAGCCAGCCAGGUGCUAAAGCUCCUAAACACGGACAAGAUACCCAACGAGCGGAUCGUGCAAGCGUUUCAGACAUUGAGUCGGUGGAACAUGCUGGGAGUAGCAGAGAAGGACAAGCAAGUAAUGGCGGACCACGACACAAUGCUUGCGAUCAUUACAAGCGUAAGGGAACAUUUUAGACAAGGUGUGGAUGGAUGUCUCGAAGAAGGCAGAGUGACGACCUCGACCAUGGGCUUUGAAGUGAAUGAAAUCAGACGCAACGUGCUCUUGUGGUACGGCCGAGAAGACGCCGACGUGCCCGCUGCCAUUGGAGAGGAGAUUGCUGUACAACUGGGCUCAGAACGCCACAUCGCUACAGCCGGGGGUUAA